Messenger RNA from Lucilia cuprina (Australian sheep blowfly), 640 nucleotides. RefSeq lists its product as uncharacterized. The record is from RefSeq and is a predicted model, not a curated record. Lineage: Eukaryota; Metazoa; Arthropoda; Insecta; Diptera; Calliphoridae. Bases 227 to 508 code for a protein of 93 amino acids. The transcript is spliced from 4 exons.
ACACACAAGAAUUUUAAAAUUGGAACGGUGUAAUAACAAUUUCUUCUUCAUUUUAUUACAUAAAAAAAUAAAAAUACUAAACAAUAAUACAUAAGACAUAUUUAGAAAUAAAGGAAGUAAAUUUUUAAAUUAAAAUUGCCAAACAAAGAUUUUUCUCUAAGUAUCAGUUGGGAUAAUAAAUGUUUUACAUUUGUAGGUUCCAAUUUUAAUUGCAACGUACGCCAUUAUGAUGCAUACCAUGGCAACGACAACGGCUACAUCGGCCAACAUUGUCAAAAGAAGUUAUUCCGACCAAAGCGUACAUGGUUACAUGACAGAGCGAACUUGUUGGUGGAACGAGGUGUGCAAAGAAGAAUUUCAGAAUCAAUUUCGAUGCAAGUGUCCCCAAUUCUCUUAUUGCCGUUCCCCUGGUCGUUACUACAAUGCAUACUGCUCGAUGACCGACACGGGUUAUAUAUGGACUCAACCAACUUGGGACUGGGGACCUCAAGCAUUUCCAAAUAUCUAAUUUAAUAGUAGGGAAAAACGUUACAAGUGUCUUGUGCCACAUACGACCCAUUUAGAAGUCAUUUGAAUUAUCAAUAUGAUUGAUUUUCAUUAGCACGGUAUUUAUUAUACAAAUAAAAUAUUCAUAAAUGUG